Molecule: messenger RNA, 749 nt
Organism: Myxocyprinus asiaticus (Chinese sucker)
Lineage: Eukaryota; Metazoa; Chordata; Actinopteri; Cypriniformes; Catostomidae
Exons: 2
Coding region: 123-746 (207 amino acids)
Source: RefSeq, a predicted model, not a curated record
UGAACUUAAGUGACAUCCCAUUCUUAAUCCAUAGGGUUUAAUAUGACGUCGGCCCACCCUUUGCAGCUAUAACAGCUUCAACUCUUCUGGGAAGGCUUUCCACAAGGUUUAGGAGUGUGUUUAUGGGAAUUUUUGACCAUUCUUCCAGAAGCGCAUUUGUGAGGUCAGACACUGAUGUUGGACGAGAAGGCCUGGCUCGCAGUCUUCGCUCUAAUUCAUCCCAAAGGUGCUCUGUCGGGUUGAGGUCAGGACUCUGUGCAGGCCAGUCAAGUUCUUCCACACCAAACUCGCUCAUCCAUGUCUUUAUGGACCUUGCUUUGUGCACUGGUGCGCAGUCAUGUUGGAACAGGAAGGGGCCAUCCCCAAACUUUUCCCACAAAGUUGGGAGCAUGGAAUUGUCCAAAAUCUCUUGGUAUGCUGAAGCAUUCAGAGUUCCUUUCACUGGAACUAAGGGGCCAAGCCCAGCUCCUGAAAAACAACCCCACACCAUAAUCCCCCCUCCACCAAACUUCACAGUCGGCACAAUGCAGUCAGACAAGUACCAUUCUCCUGGCAACCGCCAAACCCAGACUCGUCCAUCAGAUUGCCAGAUGGAGAAGCGUGAUUCGUCACUCCAGAGAACGCGUCUCCACUGCUCUAGAGUCCAGUGGCGGCGUGCUUUACACCACUGCAUCCGACGCUUUGCAUUGCACUUGGUGAUGUAUGGCUUGGAUGCAGCUGCUCGGCCAUGGAAACCCAUUCCAUGAAGC